Molecule: messenger RNA, 462 nt
Organism: Mesorhabditis spiculigera
Lineage: Eukaryota; Metazoa; Nematoda; Chromadorea; Rhabditida; Rhabditidae
Source: the annotation of a GenBank genome assembly
AUGGAAUUGUCACUAGAGCUCGUGUUCGGUCUCAUGUUCAUCGGCAUCGCCGCCGUGCUUUUGGCUUCAAUAAACUGGGCGAUCGUCAAGGGGUUUCACCCGGAAUUGGAAAGAUCCAGAAAAGGACGCCCGGAGUCCGGAAUCUGGGGGCUGGUUGCUGGGCAAGGAGAUUGCCAAAAUUGCGGUGAUGUUGUCGAGCCGUUGGGCGGAGCCGGUUCGAUCGAUUUUGCAGACAAUCGAAUCAUCAACAAUUUUGGCUGCGCUUCAUGGAUGCUAACCUGCACUAAUGAAAAUGUUUUUGCCACGAUUUUGAUGAAUGGGAAAUCCAAAGAAGGCUUCGAAAGCCAAAUUCAGUCUCUUGAUCUUUUGCGCUAUCCUCGCCCUGACUUCGGCGGUGUGUCCGGCGGUGGAACCGAAUUCGAAUGUUGUGUCCCUCGGACCGGCCAUCGACGGGACGUGUUC